AUGCCUAGGAGGAAGAACGCCUUCCUGUCAGAUGGCUCGGACUCUGAGGCGUCCGAUUCUGGCGCUUCCAUAGCCGAUUACGAUUCUCAAGAAGACGGCGAUUCUCGAGCUGAAAGAAGGUUGUUUGAGCACAAGGAUAAGAAACGCAAGACUGGAAACAGAGGUGGGAAAGAAUCUGCAUGGGAAGGUAUAUUUGGUGAUGAGCCUGAAGAUGGACAUGGCGGAAGAGGAUUAGGAUCCAGAAAUAAAGGAUCGGCUGGACCUCAUAGAACAGAUUGGACGAAAGCACCAUCGUUUGUAUCUUCUGGCCCGUCUAAGCCCUCAGAUACACUGGAAGAGAACGAUCUGCCUGAAGCACCCUCACCAGAUGACGACGUUGAUGUCGAAGACGAUUCCGAAGGGAGUUCCGGCUCAACAGAAGAUGAAGAAGAAGGAGCGUCUCGUCAGCGUUCGCCUCGUAUACGAGAUGAAGAGGAAGAAGAUCAACCGCCUAGAAGCAUGGGUCUGGGUUCUCACAAUGGAUUUGCUCCUGCAGGUUCUGCACCAAUACCUGAACAAGAAGUUGAGUCCAAAAAGCCGACGGGUGGAAGAGGUGGGAUAGGAUCAGGCGCUCGUGGUAGAGGAGGGAUUGGAUCAUCAAGUCGAGACGCCAGAGCAUCGCCGCCACUUCCGGCAGAAAGCUCCAGGCAAGGCCCACGAGGAGGCUUAGGAUCAUCAGGGGCGCCCGCCAAUCCUAUAGAUGAGUCUGCUCCCUCAAAUAACGUUCCAUCUGCCUUUGGUCGACCACCGCCUCAACUAACAGCGUCAUCCGGUCCUUCUCGUAAACAGCAGUCCUUUGUAUCACGGAAAGCACCCACUGCUCCUGCAAAAACGGCUGCUGAACUCACUGCGACUGAACGUGCACAUUUUGCCAACAUUUCCUCGUCUUUCGGUGCUAGGUUAUUAGCCAAGCAAGGUUGGGAGGCAGGUAAGGGUCUAGGUGUACAAGAGGAUGGUCGAGCGAUACCAAUCCAGGUUGGGAAAGUUUUGAAAGGCAAAGGUAUACAGAGUGGGAUGAGAACGGAGGAUAGUAAGAGGGAAGCACGGAGGAAAGGGGAAGUCUUCUCAGAUGAUGAGGAUGAGCAACCCCAAAGACGUCGCGAUAAAGGCACAAAAGCGACAAAAGAACCAAAAGGAGAGGUAGAACAAGGGUGGAAGAAGCAGAAAAAGGUCAAAGUCAAGGUGGAACACAAGACUUAUGAACAAUUACUUGCUGAAGCUGGAGAUGCAGCUCCGCUAGCAGGAUUGGGUCUGGUGUUGGAUGCGAGAGGAGGGGAGCUGAAAGAGGUUCAAUCUCUAUCGUCAUUAUCGCUUUCGACUUGGACACCGACUUCCGAUAAUAUGAAAUUACCAGAACUGCGGCACAAUCUUCGUUUGAUUGUCGACGUUGCUAAAGGGGAUGUCGAAGGUUUGGUAAGGGAAGGAAAGUCUGUCAAUGAAAGAAGGAGAUGGGCUUUACGUGAGGAGCAGGUAUCGCGUGCGAAAGUCGAAGAAGCGGAAAGUCGUAUAUCUCGUAUCAAACAGAUACAAUCCCUUGUGGAGACUAUUGCAUCGACAGCUGCUGAGCAAUCCAUAACGGCGAAUCCAUCUUUGACUCCCCUAGUCGAAAGUUUCAACUCACUCAUUAUCGGGUUCCAAGACGAAUACAAAUCUCACUCUUUGGACGACAUUGUCGUUGCAGCUAUUGCUCAAGUAACUCGACGUGCUUUCGCUGAAUGGGAACCUUUCGAUGUCUCAACAGACAUCUUACUGUCUUCCCUCAAAACUUGGCGCAAGGCAUACAAUUUACCUAAAGCCGAGGAUCUAGGUGUUGAUCUCGCAGCCAUCAAUGGCUCGGAAGCGAAUGGUCAAUCAAAUCGCAAAGUUGAAAUUGGAAAGAGAACGAUGACGGCCUGGGAAAGCUUGCUAUGGUCUUUAUGGUUGCCCAAAGUCCGCUCAGCCAUCAACAAUGAUUGGGAUCCAAGCUCGCCUCACGCUGCUGUUCACCUAAUGGAGUCAUGGGAACCAAUCUUACCUGCUUUCAUACGUGAUAACAUUCUCGAUCAGCUGGUACUGCCCAAAGUCAAAACAGCUAUAGAUCAAUGGGAUCCGAGAAAAGCGAAACAUUCCAAACAUCCCAGAUCCCUUGCCAGUAUCGUCUUUCCCUGGUUGCCCUUGUUGGGUGAAAGAGGAGAAGAUAUGCUUGAAGGAGCCAAACGACGCAUACGAUCUGUUUUGCGCAAUUGGGUCGUCAAAGACGGGGUGCCAGAAGAGCUUGUCCGAUGGAAGAAGGAUGUUUAUUCGUCGAGCGAAUGGGAUAAACUCAUCAUUCAAUUCGUGCUACCCAAACUCGGCGUCUGCUUGCGAGACGACUUCACUGUCAAUCCAAGAAAGCAAGACAUGGUACCACUGGAAGACUGGAUUAUGCCUUGGCACAAGCUUCUUCGACAGUCAAUGUUCUCACAUCUCUUGGAAGUGGAAUUUUUCCAGAAAUGGCUGGAUAUACUGUACAUCUGGCUUAUUCAGCCUGCUUACAAACCCGACGAAGUAGCCAAUUGGUUUGUUUGGUGGAAAGGCCGAUUCCCUGAAGAAGUCCUGGACAUGCGAGGAAUUAAUCACGGUUUCAACAGCGGUUUGGAAUUGAUGGAUCAAGCCAUGAAAUUCGGUUCUGAAGCACCACAUAGACUUGUCAAACCAACGUUCGUUCCAUUACCGCCUUCUACCAAUUCAAGUGGCAAAUUGAGACCAUCCAAAACCAAACCCGUUGAAACGAAGAAACCGAUCGAACAGGCAGAUAUAACAUUCAGGAAUAUCGCAGAAGAUUACGCAAGUCAACAUGAUUUGAUCUUCUUACCAAUAGGCAAAUCCCACGAUAGAACGGGUAAACCUCUGUUCAAGAUAUCCAAAAAUGUUGACGGCCGUGGUGGUCUCACCAUCUAUAUCGGCGACAACGCCGUUUUCGCCCAAUUCGACGAUGGUAGUUAUAGAGCUGUAUCUUUGGAAGAUAUGGUGAAGAAAGCUAGUGGAGGAAUGUAG
This is a messenger RNA of Kwoniella shivajii, 3054 nucleotides long. RefSeq lists its product as uncharacterized. Gene Ontology annotation, molecular function: nucleic acid binding. Gene Ontology annotation, cellular component: U2-type post-mRNA release spliceosomal complex. The transcript has 8 exons. The record is from RefSeq and is a predicted model, not a curated record. Gene Ontology annotation, biological process: spliceosomal complex disassembly. The coding region runs from base 1 to 3054 and encodes 1017 amino acids. Lineage: Eukaryota; Fungi; Basidiomycota; Tremellomycetes; Tremellales; Cryptococcaceae.